Messenger RNA from Coffea eugenioides, 1165 nucleotides. RefSeq lists its product as uncharacterized. NCBI's taxonomy places the organism in Eukaryota, Viridiplantae, Streptophyta, Magnoliopsida, Gentianales, Rubiaceae. The record is from RefSeq and is a predicted model, not a curated record. The transcript is spliced from 6 exons. Gene Ontology annotation, molecular function: protein binding. Bases 58 to 1029 code for a protein of 323 amino acids.
GUUGUAUUCUCUAAUUCUUCAUUUCUACUCCUAGAGAUUAGACAGUACAGCACAAGCAUGGCGGAGGUGAAGACGCAUAAUCCAUUUCCUAUAGAAGACCCCGUUUCUGAUACCAUGAAAUUGCUUAGAGACAAGCCUCCAGCGCACUACAUAUUGCAGAUUGACUCAUUCUCCUUGCUUCUUAAAAUUCUAGAAAAAUCAGACGCAAAGAGUUAUGAUUCAAUGACUUUUGAAGCCUGUGGUUAUAAAUGGAAGCUUUCCCUCUACCCCAAUGGUGACCAAAAAAGAAAUGCAAAAGGAUUCAUAUCCCUUUAUUUGAGAAUCGAAGAGACUAAUGCUCUGCCUGUUGGGUGGGAGAUCAAUCUGAACUGUACAUUUUUUGUGCUUGAUCAGAUUCAAGAGAAGUACUUAACUAUCCAAGAUGUCUGUGGGAAGUUCAGACACUUGUAUGCGCUGAAGAAAGACACUGGACUUCCUCGACUAAUGCAACUUGAUGUUUUCAAAGAUGAAGAAAAUGGAUACCUUGUUCAGGACAAAUGUGUUUUUGGAGUGGAAGUUUCCGUUAACAGUUAUAAGGGUAGAGGAGAGUAUCUAGCUAUGCCUGUGAAACCUAGCAGCGCAACUUACACUUGGAAAAUAGUUGACUAUUCUAAGAGUGAUGAGCCGAGACUCUCAGAUGCUUUUACUCGGCAGGAUUUCAAGUGGAGACUAAUAAUGCUUCUUCCCAGAGGAACAAAACGUGACGAAGCCAAAUACCUUUCACUCUAUCUAAAUUCGCUCGACUCCAAAAUUACCCUUAGCGUGUAUGCAGAAUUCAAGCUACGCGUAAAACACCAACAGAAUGGCAAGGAUAUUGAGCAAACAGCUGAUCACUUGUUCACUAGUAUGCAAAGUUACCGGGGUUUUGGUGCCUUCCAAUCAUUGAAUGAUAUUGCGGAUACUUCUAAAGGCUUCCUCGUAAAUGACACUUUGAUCGUCGAACUGGAAUUUGUUCGCAUUUCAUCCGUGAAGAGUUUCACUGAAGGGUGAGGAAAUUAGUAGAUGACGGUCUCACAAUCCAACUGUACAUUAUAAUAAAGGGGAAAGAAAUACUGGUUUGUCCGGUUAUAUGUGUAAAACAUAAAAGAAUGUCUCAAUAUGGUUCGCAAAUUUGUCUUUUUUUAAC